Molecule: messenger RNA, 999 nt
Organism: Caenorhabditis elegans
Lineage: Eukaryota; Metazoa; Nematoda; Chromadorea; Rhabditida; Rhabditidae
Source: the annotation of a RefSeq genome assembly
AUGUUUGAUAUAAAUUUCUCGAUAGCUUAUUGGCUGUCCACUUAUUAUCACAUAAUUGGUGUAAUUUCUAUGAUAGUGGAUUUAUUUUCUAUUUACCUAAUAUUAUUCAAAAGUAACAAACUCGACAAUUUCCGCUACUUCCUGCUCAAUUUCCAGAUUACAUGUGUUUUUGCGGAUAUUUGCGUGGCGUUUUUGUUCCAGCCAGUUCCGUUGUAUCCCUUGUUGGCUGGGUAUAAUAUGGGGAUUGGGGUCCGGUAUGGAGCAAGUUUGCAUGUUGGAAUAGCAUGUAUAACCUUCCUACUUUGUUAUCAAAUAGGAAGUAUGAUUAUUUGCUUUGUCCAUAAACAUCAAACAAUUGCGGGGACAUUGAAAAAGUUCAAUAUUCCAAAAUAUUUAUUGAUUCUCAUGUUUGCCUAUUUCCCAGCCUACACCGUCAGUGUCGCAAGCAUUUAUUCCAGGCUCAGUGUUCCGGAAACUUUGAAAUUUGGAUUUGUAGCCACUACGUACCCCGACCUGUUACCCGAGUUCAAGUCUCUUCCCAACUUUUCCAUCUACGAUUUCUCCGUGCAUUUUAAAAUUUUCAUAAUCUACGCAAUCACCGGGGGAUCUAUUGGAUUUAUUGUUUUCAGCUUAGUCUUAUUAAAUAUUAUCCGUAUGCUCAGCCAGCUCAGACUGAAAAUCUCAAAGUCAAACUACCAAAAGCACCGGAACGCAAUUUGGAGCCUGUUGGCUCAAUUUGCAACGUCAUCGACAAUUUUUCUACCGCCAAUUGUAUGUAGUUUUGUCAUUUUGCUGGGGUUUAAUGGGUCUCAAGUAAUCGUAGAAACAUUUCUGGUACUUGCCUGUCUUCAUUCUUUGCUCAAUGUAUUGGUUCUCGUGGUCACCUGCCCGCCUUAUAGGAAAUUUGUGAUAAGUUUGGUUAAAAAGACCCCGAGGCAUCAUGGACUAUCUACAAAACUCCUGAAAAACUCCAUAGUUAUAAUUAAUGUCAAUAACUAA